Messenger RNA from Vicia faba (fava bean), 930 nucleotides. The record is from the annotation of a GenBank genome assembly. NCBI's taxonomy places the organism in Eukaryota, Viridiplantae, Streptophyta, Magnoliopsida, Fabales, Fabaceae.
AUGCAUUUUUUCUUGCCAAGCAUUGUGAAUUUGAAACAAUUGUCUUGUUGUACUCUCCCUACAAUUUUCUCUCUUGUUGACAAUAACGAUGAAAACGAACUUCACAAAGAACUCAUUUAUAAGGAGGAUAAUGAUGUAAGGAGUAACGAAAGUGUACAAAGCUUGAUGAUUGAGAAGAGCUAUUGUUUUGCGAAUGUGUUGGAGAAGGAAAAGAUUACAAUGCUUGGCGAAGAACAUACAACUAAGAUGUUGAUUCGUAGGUGGGACUUUUGGUUAUAUUACAUUGCUUAUUUCUGUGGAGGAACAAUUGGAUUGGUUUAUAGUAAUAACUUGGGACAAAUUUCUCAAUCACUUGGAUAUAACUCUGAGACAAGUUCUCUUGUGACACUUUAUUCGACGUGCUCCUUUUUCGGUCGGCUUCUUGCAGCCGCACCCGACUUAUUUAGCAGCAAGACACACAUUGCAAGAACUGGAUGGUUUGCAGCAGCCUUGGUACCAACACCAAUUGCAUUCAUUUUACUAGCCAUAUCCGGUACUAAAACGGCGUUACAAUUAAGCACAAGCUUAAUUGGAUUAAGUUCUGGCUUUGUGUUUUCUGCGGCAGUAUCUAUAACAUCGGAGCUAUUUGGUCCAAACAGUGUUGGUGUGAACCACAACAUCCUCAUCACAAACAUUCCUUUAGGUUCAUGUCUUUAUGGCCUUCUUGCAGCAUUGAUUUAUGACUCUAAGGCCACAAGUUCAGGACAAUCGAUAUGGCUGCGCGAGAUGUCUUUGUGCAUGGGAAGGAAAUGCUAUAUGCAGACAUUUAUAUGGUGGGGUUGCAUUUCAAUUGUUGGAUUGGUUUCAAGUUUCUUGCUUUUCUUAAGGACUAAGCAAGCUUAUGACAGUUCUGAAAGAAAUAAAAAUAGCAACAGAAUACAGGCAAGUUAG